AUGGAACUAGAAGUCUAUCAUAGGCCAUCUAGCUCGCAUGCGGCCUCCUUUCCUGAGACAGGAUCAAGUCACAACUCAGACACUCAGCUGUAUCCGAAGAACGCAAGUGUAUUUGCUGUGGAGAGUGAUAAUCAGAGAGACCAAGCCUCCUUUGCUAUCGUCGGAUGGCCCAUCGGAUCACGAAAGCUUAGUCGAUUAGACAUAGGUAGCUUGCUAUUGAAUCUCCUCGGUGUUUCCACAGCAGUGCUCUAUUUAGUUCUGAUCGCGAUCGUCAUCAAACGCAAUGGGAACCCGGUGGAUAAGGCGGACUGGAACCGAAUCCAGACAGCAAUGAACUUGGCCGCCACACUAUUUCCCCUAGCGUUUGCCGCAGUGAUCGGACGGAUGAACCAACAACUUGCGACGUGGAAAUUGGAGCGCGGAGUCUCUGUUGGCGUACUUGAGCAGCUGUUUGGAAGCUCGACUUUCUUUAAUACGGUCAUCACUCAGGUCUCAGUUCGAUCUAUCAAACCAUUGCCCUUCAUUCUCAUCAUUCUCUGGUGUAUCUCGCCGCUGGGCAGUCAGUCUAUCCUCCGAAUGCUUCAUACAAAGCCGACAACUAUAACCCGCCCUAUCGACAUUACAUAUGGAAAUGACACCGAGUUAAGUACUCAUACAUUCAUACCUUCGACAACAUUCACCAAAGCAGAGGCCAUGUAUCAGGAAAGCCUGUUAUCACCAGACGUUGUAAAGCACUCCCCCUUGGAUAUUUUUGGCCGCCUCAAAAUCCCACUGGUUAACCUAAGGGAUUCAUCCGACUGGAUAGAACUAGACACCGAGAAUACCGACUAUUCUUCUUUGACUGGAAUCGUCAUUGACGGCGUCAAGGAUGCCAAUGGCGAGACCGAGUUCACCAUGGAGGCGCCCUACUAUAACCUUCACAUGAGUUCCGUCGAAGGCGAGCCCACAUUCAACAGCAAAGGCUUCGACUUUGAGGACGACGGCAUGUACACUAUAGACAAGAGCCAAACCAGGUACGGUCUAACAGAAGUAUAUUUCAACUUCACCAUCCCAGACACCAACUUCAAGGCGUCAUUCAACCUCACCGAACAAUACGUCGACAUGCGAGUCAAAUGUAUUGACGGCAUCGCCAACUGUGCCACCACGGCUAUCCGCCCUAUAUCAAGAACCAGUCCCCACGCCAACGGUACCUACUGGGCCGACAUGCGAGCAAUCCACACUCUUUUCAGCUACCUCAGGUCGGCAGGCAGUGAACGCUCUCUAACCGAAGCCUACUUCCGGAAUCCGGACACCCCGUUAGCAGCGGAUAUAUACACGGGAUCUAACUUCACCAUCCCCGUUGAUAUCUUCCUUCUGCGGCUUACUCAGGCUAUCAACACCUACGCUCUGUUGCUGUCUGCGUCAAGUGGUGGGGAGGUCUACAAUGGCACUGGUACAUUUACCGAUAGCUCCCCGCCUCCUGUAUACGAGAUCAGCUGGCCAUGGCUUGCCAUCUCGAUCGUCGCGACGUCGACUAUCAUUGUUGGGGCGUUUGUGCCAGCCCUGCUUGGGUUUUUCACACGGAACCCGGAUAUUCUUGGGUAUGUGUCGACAAUGACGAGAGAUGCACCGAACCUCAAAAUUCCACCCGGCGGAGUCAGCCGGAUUGGUAUAGGCACUUUGGACCAGGCGAGCCCGUCCAACAAGGGACGUCUCUACGAGUGA
Molecule: messenger RNA, 1704 nt
Organism: Aspergillus oryzae RIB40
Lineage: Eukaryota; Fungi; Ascomycota; Eurotiomycetes; Eurotiales; Aspergillaceae
Exons: 3
Coding region: 1-1704 (567 amino acids)
Source: RefSeq, a predicted model, not a curated record